GAAAGUAUUUUUUUUUGAGAAAAAGAUUUGGAAAGUUAGCCAAGUGGGUGUCUGAGUUUUGUUCGAUCGAUGGCUACUUCUACAGGUCGAUGGCUAUCAGUAGACGUGAAAAGAUUAAACCGAGUGCAGGAAGCCAAACCGACGGGCAUGGUGAAAAUUAGCUUCAUCCGUAGACAUCUAAAACUCCGACGGGCGUCUGUCAACGACGUCGUAGUGUUUGAUGAUCGGAGAACCACUUUGAGGCCUGACCUUUUCCUCCAAGUUCCUAACCAAGUUCUCCUACACCCGCCCUCGCACGAAAACUUCAUCUCCGCCUCACUCUCAACCCUCGGCCUCCCGAUUUGUCCCAGGUGUUCCCACGACCACACGGCGGAGCGCAUCGUGUCUCACGCCCUGCGCCUGGCCGCCGCCCCAACCGGUCUCAUGGGGUAUUUCAUGGCGGUGGAGUUGCGAGACGUCAAAGUCGAACACUUUGCGGGCACAUCAAGACGCGCGAUCGAGAAGUUGAUGGAGAAGGGCGGCUUCGUUGCAGAGAAGAGUGAUCAAGAAUUGGGCACGUGCAGUAUCUGUUUGGAUGAGCUAAUUUCGUCGUCGGAUCGGACGGAGGAGCUUCUUCGGAUGGAUUGCUCUCAUCUUUAUCACCAAUCUUGCAUUCUUCCCUGGCUGGAAAAGCAGAAUACUUGUCCCUACUGCCGCCGCGAGGUGGAGGAAGAAGAAUGAUGUUCGAUUCUUCAUGCUUCCGCCCAGUUUCCUUAGUUUUUGAUU
Messenger RNA from Corylus avellana, 765 nucleotides. RefSeq lists its product as uncharacterized. The record is from RefSeq and is a predicted model, not a curated record. Lineage: Eukaryota; Viridiplantae; Streptophyta; Magnoliopsida; Fagales; Betulaceae. Gene Ontology annotation, molecular function: ubiquitin protein ligase activity. Gene Ontology annotation, biological process: ubiquitin-dependent protein catabolic process. Gene Ontology annotation, cellular component: nucleus.